AUGUUUGAAAUGCAUGAAGAACAAAAUAAUGAAAAUAUUGCUUAAAUCCAAGAUUCAAAUCAGCUUAGAUUAUCAAAAAGACAAUCAUUCAAAUCAGAUACAAUUCUUUAAUGGAAUUCUUUGUAAGAGAAUCUAUAAUUGCAAUAUAAUUUGUUAAAUAAGGGUACUUUGUGGCAAUUGAAAAUUAGAAAAUGAAACCAAGAAUGAACGUAUUUCGAUUCUACUGAAUACUACAGAGAAGUAUUACCAGACAUAACUUCGAUAUAAAGACUUACGUAGAAUGUACAAUCAAUAAUAAGCAAAUAAUUAUCAUCUAAAACAAUGUUUAUUAGGAUACAAAUUUGAAAAUUAUCAUACAGAAAUACAAAAAUUCUUAUUUUUAUUAAUGGAAAAUCAAGAACUAUUUGCAUAAUUAAUUCAUUCAUCUUUGGAUGUUGGUGUUCAUAAUUUAGAUGAAUUUAUAUUUGAUAUUUUAACAUUUUUAUAUGAUCCAAUUAUAGGUGCUGGUCUUUAAGAAGGUGUUUUUAAAUUAUUAAGUGAACUCUUAAAAUUAGAAUUGACAAUCCUUAAGAAUCCAUUAGAAUUGUUUUAGGAUAAAUCUAAUUUAGUUUGCAAAUUCCUUAUAGGAUUUUGUAAAGGACCAUUAUGUUAAUCAUAUAUACAAUAAGUAUGUGGAUAAGCAUUAAAUUUACUAAUGAAUGUAAAAGAAGAGUUAGAAUUGAAUCCAAAUAUGUAAAAUUUAAUAUAAAUAUAAAUUAUAGAAUUUAUGAAUCAUAGUUAAAAUUUAAAGAAAGUAAAGAAUCUGCAAAACUUUUGAAAUUAAAACAAGAGACUAAAGUAAGAAAACUAAUGACUAAUCUUUUACCAAUUUUAAUGCAAGGAACAGAAGAAAAUAAAGAUAUUAAUGUAUAUGAGAAUGUUAGAAGAACAAAUAUACCUGAUGAUAUACUAAAUAAAAUUACAGAAUAAAUUACUCCUACAAUUCAAUCAUAUUGCCAAACUCCAUUAUAGAGAAUAAUGGAUCCAUAAUUAUUAGAGGAAACUGUUAAAAUAUUAUAUGAUAGACAAAAAGUGACAGAGAUGAUCAUUAACUCUAUAUGUGACAACAUUUUAAACAGUUUACAUAAUUUACCUUUUAUAAUAAGAGCUUUAUGCAGAUUGUAAUAUCAAAUAUUUAAAGUUCAUUAUUAAUAAUAUACAUAAGAAGAAUUAUUUAAUUUUUUGAUUUAAUUUUUCAUUAAUAAAUGGAUAUUACCUGAGUUUACGGCUAUGUUUAUAAAUCAAUAAUAAUUAGAACCAUCUUAAUAUUAAACUAGCAAUAUUACAGCUAUAAGUAAAAUAUUAUUAUCUGUUUGGAAAGGAGAAACAAUAAAAGGUCUAAAUAUAUCUUUAACAAAUGUUGCUGUUUUUAAUUAUUUCAAAGAAUUAAUUGAUUUACCUUAAACAUAGUUGAAUUUUUAUAUCAAAGAAAAAUCUGAAAAACAUUUCAUUUCUUAUUUACUUUCUAUCUCAGAUUUAUAAAUUUUAUUAAAUACAAUAUCAAAAUCAAGAAUAGAAGGCUCAUUAGGUGGCAAAUAAUUAACUAGAUAUACAGAUUUAAGGGAAUUAGCAGAUAGUAUAAUGAGAUAUAAUUAAAAAAUGGGAAAUGAUUUUAUGAGUAAUAAUGUAUAAUGGAAAGGAUAGAAAGUACUUGCAAGUAAUAUGCAUUUUACUGUACAUAGAUUAUCUGAUCUUUAUAAUGUUAAUUAUAUAGAUAUAGCUUUUAAAUUCACAGAGAAAUUUAGUGCAUAAGAUAAAGAAGAGUUAUUGUUUAUUUCAAAGGCAAAAUAAGUUGUAGCAUAAUUUUUAAUUUCUAUUGAAAGUAUAUCUCUUUUGACAAAAUUGAGAAAUAAUAUUAUCUUAAGUUUUGACAACCUCAUUUAUAUGUAUAAAGAUGUAAUUUAUAUAUAUAUAAUUUAGUCAUAUGAAAAUAAGGGUCAAAUAAUUAAAUAAUAUGAGAAUAUUUCACCCUAAUUAUAUGCAAACUAUUUGCUUUCAAUUUAUAAAAUGAUUCCAAAUCAAUAUACUAGCAAUAAUCUUUCUCUGUUAUGUCAAGAAAUGAUAUAAGAAUUCGAUUAGAAAGUUACUUAUGCUAAAAAUCGUAAGUUCUCUUUGUUUCUUAUUUAGAAUAAAAGGCUAUGUUAGAAGUUUUCUUGAAAAUAAUUACGCAACUUCAAACUGAAAGAAGUGAAAUUAAAGCUUUGAAUAAAUAGCUAAAAACUAUAGAAUUAAAAAAAAAAUUGAACUAUUUUUUAAAAAAUGUCAAAAUACCAUGUUUAUUGAGUUUCAGAUAUGGAUAAAUCAAUUUGAUUCCAAUAUAAGAUAUAUCCAAAAUCAAAUCAUUAGAUCCAAAAGAUAAUGAAAAAUAAUCAUUCUUAUAGAUUGCUAAUGGAGAAGAUCUAAAUUCAUUAUAAUUGGAAUUACCAUUUUCAAGUAUAAGAGACUUUAUAGAUAUAUUGAGUGGACUUAAUCAUUUAAAAUUUGCCUUAGAAGGAGAUAAUGUUUAUAUAGAGAUGUAAUAUUUAUUUUAUAUAGUAUUCUAGAGUAUAAAAACUAUUUUAAAAUUAUAUGAAAUUAGUAGAAGAAAAGUUAGAACAAUAAUCUUUUUUUCCAUAAAAUUAGAAUAUAAAAAAGAAUAAUCAAUAUAUUGAUUUAUGUUAUGAAACAGCAGAAAAAUCUGUUGUACGUAGAAUAAUGAUGAAAUAUUGUACAGUUAAUGAAAUUAAAGAGGAUAAAUCAUUUAUUGAGUAAUGUCAAAAGAAAUUAAAACAUCUUGAAGAAUAAUAGGAGGUUAAAAUUUGUUUAUCAGAAUUGCCUAUGUUAUAAAAAAUGAGUGAAUGUAUUUAAUAAUAUAAAUCUAAAUUAGCUUUCAGAUAGAUUGAUUAAGUAAUAACUCCUAUUGAGAAAUUACAAAUGAUUUCUAAUUGUUUGAGUAACUUAUCCUUAUUAUUGAAAAUAUCUGGAAUUGAUGAUAAUCCUGGUUAAGAUGGAACUCUACCAGUUUUUAUAUAUUUAGUUGCUUAAGCAUGUCCUAAAUUUAUGAAAACCAAUUUGAAUAUAACACAAUCUUUAUUCAAUUUUGAUAGAUGGAAGAAUUCCACUUAUCCAUUUUCAUCAACAUAAUUAUAAGGAGCAUAUGAAAAUAUUAUGAGUUGA
Molecule: messenger RNA, 3195 nt
Organism: Paramecium primaurelia
Lineage: Eukaryota; Ciliophora; Oligohymenophorea; Peniculida; Parameciidae
Source: the annotation of a GenBank genome assembly